Molecule: messenger RNA, 330 nt
Organism: Diaporthe citri
Lineage: Eukaryota; Fungi; Ascomycota; Sordariomycetes; Diaporthales; Diaporthaceae
Exons: 3
Coding region: 1-330 (109 amino acids)
Source: RefSeq, a predicted model, not a curated record
AUGGCCACCGAAGCUGCCAAGUCUUCCACCUGCUGCGGCAAGGGCGACACUUGUGUCUGUGCCCAACAAGCUAAGUGCUCCUGCGGAAAGCAGUCCGCUCUGCACUGCUCCUGCGACAAAGCCUCCAAGGAGAACACCGUCUCCGGCCCCCGCUGCUCCUGCCGUGCCCGUCCCGCCGGCGAGUGCACCUGCGACAGGGCCUCCACCGAGAACGUGAAGCCCGACGCCAGCUGUGCUUGUGGCUCGCGACCUGCUGGUGCCUGUACCUGCGAGAAGGCCGCUGAUGGUGGAUACAACCCCAACGAGAUCGACUUCACCACCAAGAAAUAA